AUGGGCACGAGAGCGAGUCGCCUCCAGGAAGACCCGGUGCCGUCCACACUCGGGAAGGACGGCACCGCCAGGAGAGAAUCAUACCGACGGCCCCGUUGCGCCAGGCCCACCAGUCUCAUGGUGGACUUCUCUGGCAGCUUCGAGGACACCGAAGUCAACCGGAGCCGUUCGGAGGAAGGCAGCGACUCCGACCUGGGCCAGCAUGGCGCGAGCGCUGACGGCAGCCCCGCCGACCACCACGGCAUCGCGGCUAGCAUGAGCCAGGCGUCCCCGACGGACGACAACCACAUUGAGAGCAAGGCUGAGGAGGACGGCAGCACGAGCCCGGAGGCUCCCGUCAACGCCGAGCAUCAGCCUGGGGAGGAAACAGGCCGCACACCCCACCGCACUUUCUCCGAGCGGCUGCCCGGAAAUCGACACGCUGGGGGCCGCAGCGUCGGCGCCAGGUCGGCGCGGGUCAGGGGCACCCACCAGCGGCCGGUGUCAGAGGCUUGGAUCGGCCUAUACCGUGUCAACAACCGCCAUGGCAAUAUCCGCUGUCCUUUCUGCUCCAAGCCGUUCCCGGGCGGCCGCAUUGAGGAUCACCUAUUGAGCUGCCUCACGUCUCCGCCGCUUCCCUACAACACGGAUGUGCUUAGCAAAGACAGCGGCGAGUGCUCCAUCUGUCUAGAGGAUCUUGUGCGGGGCGAGACCAUUGCCAGGCUUGCGUGCCUCUGCGUCUACCACAAGAGCUGCAUUGACGCGUGGGCCAAGGUGAAGCCCUGCUGCCCCGAGCAUCCCUCAGAUUGA
Molecule: messenger RNA, 789 nt
Organism: Nerophis lumbriciformis (worm pipefish)
Lineage: Eukaryota; Metazoa; Chordata; Actinopteri; Syngnathiformes; Syngnathidae
Source: RefSeq, a predicted model, not a curated record